Messenger RNA from Sinocyclocheilus rhinocerous, 2086 nucleotides. Its product is annotated as zinc finger protein ZIC 4-like. Bases 171 to 1763 code for a protein of 530 amino acids. Gene Ontology annotation, biological process: regulation of transcription by RNA polymerase II. The record is from RefSeq and is a predicted model, not a curated record. Gene Ontology annotation, molecular function: RNA polymerase II cis-regulatory region sequence-specific DNA binding; DNA-binding transcription factor activity, RNA polymerase II-specific. The transcript is spliced from 2 exons. NCBI's taxonomy places the organism in Eukaryota, Metazoa, Chordata, Actinopteri, Cypriniformes, Cyprinidae. Gene Ontology annotation, cellular component: nucleus.
UGCUGCCUCUCAACCGAAUGGGAUUCCACGUAGGCACUGAGAUAGCAACUAAACUUUAGGGGAAGUUUAAUUUUUUUUUUCUUCUGUAUUCUUCAAAGCGAUUAAAAUAUAUUUGUCAUCAUCAUUAUUAUUAUUUUGCCUGCUGUCAAGUUAUUCUAAAAUUAGGAGUAAUGAGCGUGGAUGCUUUGGGAAGCCCUGUGAUGGACCCCGCGUUUUCCAAACGGAACACGACGCUGAGAUUAGUUGACUUGGCAGGGGCUCACCACCAUCACCAUCAUCACCACCAUACCCCUCAGAGCGUGACAGGCUUCCCGGGGUUCAGCAGCCAUCCACACUCAAUGGCUCACUCGCACCCUGGGGAGAUGACUGCGGAACCCCGCCUGGGGCCGAGUCCAUUCGGGCCAGAACACAUGGGGCACUCCGCGGCCCUCAAAAUCAGCCCAACCCAUCAUUAUCCCCACCACCAUCACCACCACAAUCAUCAUAUUGCAGGCCACAGUGAAGUGGUCUCCAGUCAAACGGGAGCUUUUGGCCCGGUGCAGGCGGCAACGGUCCCGUACUCUAUGUCUCACACGGCCCAGGCGCUAUCCGCAGGUAGGGACUUCCUCAUUCGCCGAGAUUUGACAGCUCAAGCCAUGCCCGUGCUGACCGAUCAGACUUCUGGUUCAGCCUCUCACCACGGAAUGUUUGUCUCAACAACAGGUAGCUAUCCGGGACACUAUGGUCAUCACCCCGACCCUGGGAACCAUACGCUCUUCCCUGGACUUCAUCACGAGCAGCCAUCUACCGGAGCACCAGGUGGCCAAGCCUUGAACGGACAAAUAAGGUUAGGAAUACCUGCCGAAAUGUACGUUCGGUCUGAUCAUUUGAGUCAAGUAGCGAGCUCCAGGGCAGACCCGUUUGCUGCUUCUUCUCUGCACGGAUACGGCGGGCUCAAUCUGAACAUGAAUCUCAGCGCACAUCACCACCACGGAGCUGGCGCUUUUUUCCGUUACAUGAGGCAGCCGAUCAAACAAGAGCUCAUCUGCAAGUGGCUGGAGCCAGAACACUCGGCGAAAAAACGUUGCUCCAAAACUUACAGCACCAUGCACGAACUAGUGACACAUGUGACUGUGGAGCACGUUGGAGGACCGGAGCAAGGGAGCCAUAUCUGUUUUUGGGAAGAAUGUCCACGAGAGGGAAAGCCAUUUAAAGCAAAGUACAAACUUGUGAAUCACAUCAGAGUGCACACCGGAGAGAAACCGUUUCCUUGUCCGUUCCCCGGCUGUGGAAAAGUAUUUGCCAGAUCGGAAAACUUGAAAAUACACAAGAGAACACACACAGGUGAAAAGCCUUUCAAAUGCGAGUUUGACGGCUGUGACAGACGGUUCGCCAACAGCAGUGACCGGAAAAAGCAUUCCCACGUGCACACUAGCGAUAAGCCGUACAACUGCAAAGUCAGAGGUUGUGACAAAUCGUACACUCAUCCCAGCUCUUUGAGAAAACACAUGAAGGUGCACUGCAAGUCCCCACCUCCGAGUUCGGGUUACGAAUCAUCGACUCCAUCUCUUGUUUCUCCUUCAUUGGACUUGGGAAGGGAGCCAGCUCCCUCUGCGCUCUCCGAGCCUCUCUCAUCAUCGUCCCAGCCGGCCAAUUUAAGCGAAUGGUACGUGUGUCAAAGCUCCGGUGCCAGUGGCCCUCAGACCCCACCCAGCGGUUCAUCCACACCGGGCCAUACAGAGGGGCCAACGUACGGCAAUCCUGAACGGAGGGACGCCUUCUAACAAAAAGUUAGCCCUGUAAUAUUGUUUUGGCAAAGUGACUAAAAUGACUUUGACAUCUUAUCUUAUUUGGACAGUCCGUUUUGGACUGAAUGGCCACAGGCUGACGACGCCUGUGUAAGUCAGUUCAAAGAGCAGGCUUGUUCACUAUUACUGCCUUACUGAAGGAUGCACUGGCCCUUUGACAGCUAAUGUCACUGCCUAACCACCAAUCCAUAUAAAACACGUCCCGAGUGUCCAUGUUUCUAAAUAGUGUACCGACCGUACGCAUGUCACUGUAUUAUUUUGUAAAUUCCGCUUUGAUUUCAAUAUCUUUUUUAAUUUAU